Anopheles stephensi (Asian malaria mosquito) is the source of this 6790-nucleotide messenger RNA. Its product is annotated as protein Gawky-like. The transcript is spliced from 9 exons. The record is from RefSeq and is a predicted model, not a curated record. Gene Ontology annotation, biological process: miRNA-mediated post-transcriptional gene silencing; positive regulation of nuclear-transcribed mRNA poly(A) tail shortening. Gene Ontology annotation, cellular component: P-body; nucleoplasm. Gene Ontology annotation, molecular function: protein binding; RNA binding. The coding region runs from base 738 to 6113 and encodes 1791 amino acids. Lineage: Eukaryota; Metazoa; Arthropoda; Insecta; Diptera; Culicidae.
UCGGUGCCGCACACACACGUACACGCAGUGCGCCCGUAGCUGUAGCUGUAGAACAUAUUUCGCCUCUGUGGGAAAAAGGGCAGCCACUCUCGGGUUUUGUCGAAGAAUCCAGUAAAGUACUCCUUCCAGACCACAAUUCUCGAAAAUCAGAACGCUACGGAAGUAAACAACAACGACGACGUAAGGCGACCGUUGCUGAUUUGCUAGUGUUUAAAAUUGUGCUCGGUUAAAUCGAUUCCCCUCUCUGCGGAAUGACUCAACCGGAAUAGCACAAGAUCUGUGAUAAAUUGUAGGUUAAGCAAACAUAAAGAGCAGUUCAGUCCAGCGUCCGAUUUUCCGACUUCUAUAACUCUGGCAGACAUUCCUUAACUUGAGCGGAAAGUACUGGACAGUUCCGUCCACCGCGAAAGAGCCUGGUGCUCCGUCCUCGCAGUAUAACGCAAAGAGUGAAACUGAAAACGAUUCCUUUGGAGCCCCUGUAGCAAAGGAGCUUUUUAACGCGUAUCAAUCUACCGUACCGCGAUCUUUCCCGUCUCUUAUCAAACUUUGGUGAGCCAUCGCACAAGAUGCUUGUGGACAGUGUAGCAGCUCAGCAGCACGACGAAAGAAUGAUGACGCAGAUAGCGAGAAAUUGAAGAGAAAAGCGCCACCGUAUUUAGCUUCACGUUGCGUUAAUCGCAUUACACCACACAGACUACGCCAGUGGCUUUAUCUCGACCAACCGGUCGGUUGUUGAGAUGGAUGAUGUUAAGGGAGUGCAGGAACUCCAAAGUAUGAAGGAAGAUCCGCCAUCGCCGGAGUUUACCACCACCAACACCAGCAUAUCAUCUGCAGCUCACCAGAAUGAGGUGGCAUUUAACGAAAAGGACGAUGGACGUGCCGUAUCAGACCACCGUCACCGUCCACAACUGGUCGGGCAGGUCGCCACCUCCGACGCCGUAAACUGUCCCAAAGCCAUCGUUACGAUUUCAGCACCACCAAUGAUGGGGAUGAACGAGAAAGGAAGUCAGAUGGCAUCCAUCUGCCGUACCGGUCCGGAUAGCGAGCCAUCGGAUGUGACCUCCCGCACUGCUACCACUACUUCUUCUACUAGCCAUACCGACGACAAACAGCAGCCGACCCAUAUUGAUUCUGUGACAUUGAAAUGUGAUUUAAAUGAUUACCUGAUUAACUUUAUAAAUGUUAGAUGUAGUUUAGCAGAGUCCAGCACCGCGCAGCCACUCGAUAUCAAGCCGACAGGUCGUUCGCCGGGCAGUACGUCAACUUACACCUACUUUGAUGAGCUGGUGCGCUGUACGGAGCGCGAGCGCCGUUUGUUGCUACGCGGGCCGUCCCACGGGAUGCCCCGGAUGCGGUUGUGUGGUGGUGGGGAAGAUUCCAUCAAUAAUGGCACUAGCGCAUGGGGUACACCGCCGGGCGCCGCUAACGGAACGCUCAGUGCUUGGGGCGUAUUGCCCAAUCAGCAACAACAGCAGCAGCAGCAGCAGCAACAGCAGCAACAACAGCCAUUAGCACCGUCCGCUUGGGGAAGCGUUAGCAAUAAUAGCAGCCCAGGCAGUAACAAUAACAGCUCCACCGGAUCUGGCGGAAGCUCUAACGCGGCGAACGGCAACGCAAACACGCAGCGAGCGGGUGAUCCCAAUUCCAACAAAUCCCAAUCGGCUUCCGGACCGCCGAACGCUUGGAACGCCACCGUCAACCAUGGCGGACGCCCGGGAGGUGGAGCCAAUGCAGCAGCGAACGUUGCGAACAACAACGGCCAUAAUAACAAUCAACAGCUUCAGCAGCAGCAGCAGCAGCAGCAGCAGCAGGCAGCUAACAUGGGCGCUGGCAAUAAUAAUGGAGCCGCCGGGAAUGGAACCGCUACGAAGCAGCUGGAGGUGCUUAAUACGAUGCGUGACGCGCUGUUCGCUCAGGACGGUUGGGGCUGUCAGCACGUGAAUCAAGACACGAACUGGGAGGUACCAGGUUCACCGGAACCGCAAGGUGGCGCAGCCAGUACGGGUGGUGCAGGAAAUGCGGGUGCUAAGCCGGACGGAGGCGGAGCGCACGGCGCUGGACCGAACGGAAGCUGGAAGGCACAAAACAUGAACACCGGCACCGAGCUGUGGGAAACAAAUCUGCGCAGCGGUGGACCUGGCGGGCCCCAUCUUCAACAGCAACAACAAGCUCAACAACAUCUGGCACAACCAGCAAAGACCACGCCGUGGGCUCCGGUCAACAAUCUCGGCGGGACUUGGAUGGAAGAUGACGACGGUGGUGGUGUUGGCACGGCUGCCGUGCCCGAACCAUCGGGUAGUGUGUGGAACGGAAGUGCGGCUGCUGUCGUUGCCGGCGGUGCUGUGCCACUGGUCGGACCGGGUGCCGGCCCUGCGCCGGCCUGGGGUGCUCUUAACAAUGGUAACGUUGUGACGGCUCCACAAGCUGCAGGUGGGGUGGCGGCAACGGUCGGUGGAGGUAUGUGGCCGUCAGGAUCGGGAAAUAAUACCCCCGCCAUAACAACGGCCGCGGGCGCUCCGUCCACCGCCGGUUCAAUGAACAAUCCACAAAUGGCCGCCAUCGGUGUGAAGAAAGAUCUGAACGACUGGGGAACGAGUGGCAUUGGGCCGGUUGGGUCCGGGGCAGUCCCGCCCGGUGGUCCUGGCGUAAUGCCAACUGCAAGCGGUGCUGGCGGUUGGGACGGACGGCAACCGGGCACAACGGGCGCAGGUGGAAGUCUUCCGAUGGGGGCCGGCACUGUUGGUGCUGUCAACGGACAAUCGGCCGGUGGUUUCAACAUAAACGCGGCCUCACUUGGUGCCGAUGCGGUGCUGCGAGGUGAUCCGCGUGGCAUUUCCGGUCGUCUGAACGGUGCAGCAGUUGGCGGUAGUAUGUGGGGAGUCGGAGCCGUUCCGGAUCAGCGAACGGGAGCCGUUCUGCCCGGCGCCGGCGUUAGUGCAGCACAGCAGUGGGGCAAUGGGAAUGGUGGCGGACCGAACAAGCUUCCGCCCACCUCCAACUGGGACGAUGGAAGACCGUCCUCGCUGGAUGAAACGACCGGUGGAGCACUCUGGGGACAGGGUAACGCCGCCGUCGGCCCAUUAUCCCGGCAGAAUUCGGCCGGAUGGAAGGAUGUUGCGGAUGUCAUGAUGCGUCCCGGAGGAGGAGCAGCGAUGCAGCAGCGCAAUCCAGUGCAAGGUGGCGGACCGUUCGGACCCGUCCCCCUGCCGCCAUCCGGUGCUGCGGCCGGGAGUGGUGUGCGAGGAGCGAAUGGUGGCGGGCUUUCCCUCGGCAAAGACGUCCGAGUGGAGUGGGGCCGCCAGAUGCAGGGCAUUGGUCGGAACGGAUCCUGGGACGAUCAGCCACCAGUUGGGGGGGUCGGUUGGGGCGAAGAGAAAGCGGGCGGCGCUCCGUGGAACAUGGAUCUCGCAUCGAAUGCCGCUAUGGCAGGUGGUGGUGGUGGUGGUGGCGGUGGAUGGAACAAAACACCGACCACACCGAAAUCCGGUCUUGGAUGGCCGGAUCCGAGUGAGCUAGGAGGAGCCCCCGCCGGAGCAGCCAAUGCCGGCAUGGAUUGGGGGCUUGACGGUGGUGGGAAGCCUUCGGUCGGUGGUGGUGGUGGUGGACCAAACAAAUCACCGAUGGAAUUUAUACGUGCGAGCAAAGAGUGCCGACUGCUGUGCGAAAUGGGACACAAGAAGGAGGACGUGGAGUUUGCCCUUCGCACGACCAACAUGAACAUUGACGAAGCGAUGGAACUGUUGCGGCACGGAGCUGCUGCCGUGGCAGCCAACGGAUUGACCGCCGGAGGAUGGCGUCGCACACUGUCCGAAGAUCAUACGGGAGGUGGGCUGGGAAUGGGCUUCGAUGGGGCUUAUACGGGUCGUAUUCCGCCGCUCAACCAUGCCACCAGCGGAUUGUCUUACUCACAGAAUAAUCAAAACAUGCUUCACAACAUCCCUGGCGGUGGCGGUCCAAUGGGUGGCCUCGGGCUCGAUGGCACCGGACCGGCCAAUCUGGUGGCGCUCAACAAUCUGAAAUAUCUGUCGCAAGGUGGCGGUGCUGGUGCCGGUCAUCCGUCCUUCAAUCAUAACACACUGCUGCCACCUGGUGGUCGGGGACCGAACCAACAGGCUCAUCAGCAGCAGCAGCAGCAGCAGCAGUUGGCUGCAGCGGCUGCCGGUGCAGCACCACCACCCACCAACCAGCAGCUCCGCGUGCUGGUGCAACAAAUUCAGCUGGCCGUGCAGAACGGGUUCCUAAAUCAUCAGAUCCUCAACCAAACGCUUGCACCGCAGACGUUCGUCCUGUUGAACCAGUUGCUCACUCACAUUAAGCAAAUGCAACUGACGCAAAGCAAUCUGGCACGCAGCGGUUCAACCGGUGGUGUGAGUGCCGUUCAGCUGUCGCUGGCCAUCAACAAGCAUAAAGCGCAAAUCACCCAACUGCAGCAGCAAAUAGCCGCCCAGCAGAGCAUUUUUCUGAAGCAACAGCAGCAGCAGCAGCAGCAGCAGCAGCAAGGACACCAGGGGUCCAUGGGCCCACCGCCCACACUAAUGCAAUCCAAUCCAAAUGCCGGCCUCGGGCUGGAGUUUAUGCGCCAACAGCAGCAGCAGCAGCAGCAGCAACAAGAUCUCAUGGCACUACAGAACAGCUUCGGCGAGAUGGCGCUCGGCAAAGAUUCAAUCAUUACGUCCACCGGAAGCGUCUUCCCGCCACCGGUUGUUCCGCUGCAGCAGCAGCAACACGCCGUCGUUUCGGCAGCCCCCGGCAACAGCGUGAUUGUCAGCGGUGGCAGCACUAGUCAACAGUCUCGUUUAAAUCAGUGGAAGCUUCCAUCGCUCGAGAAGGACCCGACCGCUGGCAAAGAUGAUCUCACCGACUUUUCACGCGCUCCCGGCCCAUCGACGGCAAAGUCCGCGUUAACCACUACCACUACCAACACUAAUAUAAGCUCUCUAGGUCUCGUGCAAGACGGAACCUGGACGACCGGUCGUACAAAUCUGGCCGAUGGCUGGCCGGACCAAACGGGUGAUACCGACAGCAAAGACUGGACCACCACCGCCGCCAACAGCACCUCUGCGCAGGACAGUUCCGCAUUCACCGACCUAGUACCUGAGUUUGAACCGGGCAAACCAUGGAAGGGAACACAGCUUAAGAUUGAAGACGAUCCUAGUAUUACGCCGGGCAGUGUGGCCCGCUCGCCGCUCUCGAUUGCCACCGCCAAAGACUCGGAGCUGUUCGGUGGCGUUGGAUCCGUUACCGAGAAGACGUCCCCCAUCGCAGCCGACGCAGCCGGAGGUCUGAAUCUUACGUCUUCCGCCUGGAGCUUCAACACCGCUUCGCUAACCUCGGCCGCGGGCGGCACCAAACCGUUGGCCGGUAAAUCCGUCUGGUCGGACAGCUCAUCGUCCGGCAGUAGCGGUAAUGGCGCGACCGUAAGCAACUCCGCUGCCGUUGACGUUUGGUGCACACCGAUUGCGAAGCCAUCCGCCACGCGCGGCCCACCGCCCGGAUUGGGAGGUGCAGCGGCCGCCAACAAGAACGGAAGUGCCUCGCAAGCACAGCGCGUUGGGAAUGGUGGUGGUUGGGCCAACGGUACAUCGUGGCUUUUGCUGAAAAAUCUUACUUCCCAGAUCGAUGCAUCGACGCUCCGCACGCUUUGCAUGCAGCACGGCCCGAUACUAAACUUCCACUCGUAUCCGGCCCACGGGCUAGCGCUCUGUCGGUACGCAACCCGGGAGGAGGCAGUCAAAGCUCAGCAGGCGCUCAACAAUUGUACGCUCGGCACGAACACGGUCGGUGCCGAAUGUCCGGGCAGUGAGGCGGAAGUGCAAACGUAUCUGCAGCAGCUGGGCGGUGCCGCAACCACGACCAGCGUCGUCAGCAGCGCGGUCAGCAGUAGUGGUGCGAGCCUAACGUCCCCGUCCUGGAGACAGGAGCGCACUCCGAGUAGCUCAGGUGGAGACACAUGGGGCGCUGGAUGGGCGAUCGGUGGUGGGUCCGGCAGUGGUAGUGCCGGCGUCUCGGCAGCUAAUCUCUGGGCACCACUCGAUGCCGGUGCCGACAGCGGAACACCAACCAGCUUGAAUUCGUUCCUACCCGACAGUUUGCUCGGACCGGAGCUGAACUAAUAAGCAGCAAGACGGUCGGCUGAUGUCGUUCAUCGGGUGGCUUCUUACACAACCUUUGCCAGCAGUGAUUUAACAACCUUUUCGUUUGAGCUCUUUUAGCGUGUGUGUUUCGUUUCUCUAUCCGGUUUGCGUUUUCCAUCCCCCAGAAUUGUGUUAUUUAUUGUUUUUCAAUACCUCCGGGUACGUAUUAAUAUUACGUAUUUUCAUCGAGUUCUUUUCUUCUGCUUAAUUAUGCAAAACAGAAAUGAAACAAAACUCCUUUCCACCGUUUUAUCCGAGCUUGCUCUAUAAAAACAAACGAAUCAAAGCUGUCCGUGUGCGUAGUUCAAAAACACACAUAAACCAUCCGGUAAACCAAACUGUCUGGCUGGCUGGCUGGCUUACCGGAAUACCGGAACCGUCGCCGUCGCCAUUCGAUGCAGCGUCCUUCAAGGAAGGGGGACAUAUUUAUUAAUUUUAAUAUACACACAUCAUCGCGAAAGCGCAGCAAAACAAUGAUGAUCACGAUCACGAGUGCGAUCAAAAAUGGAUUACGAGGAAGAAGAGUAACGUGAAAACACGCAUUAGAUUUACUAUAUUAUGAAAGGUAUAUACAUAAAUGUUAUUGAAUUAUUUUUGAAAUGAUUUAGGUAUAAUGGAGAGAUAAAUAAAUGAAACCAUUACAUGAUCCUAGCGAA